Molecule: messenger RNA, 1592 nt
Organism: Rhincodon typus (whale shark)
Lineage: Eukaryota; Metazoa; Chordata; Chondrichthyes; Orectolobiformes; Rhincodontidae
Product: receptor-type tyrosine-protein phosphatase mu-like
Exons: 3
Biological process (GO): protein dephosphorylation
Molecular function (GO): protein tyrosine phosphatase activity
Source: RefSeq, a predicted model, not a curated record
AAUGUAAAGUAUGAGAUUAAAGUUCUGCAGCUUGAUAACUGGCCAAUGGGAGAACCGGUCCCUCAAUCUCCGAAUUCCAUCAUCAGGAUUAUGCAGGAGCUGGAUUCAUGGCAACAACAAAAUGGCAAUAAACCGAUCCUUGUGACCUGCUGGGAUGGAGCGAAUCGCUGUGGAUUGUUCUGUGCUGCCAGUUUCGUCUGUCAGCAGAUUGUGCAGGAGGCAUUGGUAGAUGUGUUCCAGGCUGUUAAAACCAUCCGCAGCAGCCGGCCCCAGGUUAUCGACAACAUGGAUCAGUACACCUUCUGUUAUCAGCUGGCAAUGGCUUAUUGUGACACAGGUCUUCCAAGAAAUGUGAAAACGACGAACAAGCACACCAGGAUGAAGAAUGAGCAUAAUAACAGAAUGGCUGGUGAACACUGCAAUGACAGUAUGAAUCUCUGAGCACUCUCAAUCAUUCCUCAACCGAGCACCCAGUCACAGUUUAUAGGUUACGUGGACAUUUUGAUGAAACUGGAGCAUUUUAAACCAUUUAUCUGCUGCAGUUUGUUAGGGUCUGACAUCCCCUCCCUAUCUCUGUUAGCUCCUCUAGCCCCUCCCAAUCUCUGUCACCCCCUCCAGCCCCUACACCCCUCCUUUCUGUCAUCUCCUCUCGCCCCUACACCCCCUCCCUAUCUCUGUCACCUCCUCCAGCUCCUAUCUCUGUAGUUUCCUCCAGCCCGUACACUCCUCCCUAUUUCUGUAACCUCUCUUAAAGUAUGAACCUUGAUCUAAUUGUAUUUCUUUCAGCUAUUCGUAACUUUAAAAAAAUUGAACCAGCUUUUUUCCUACUGCCUUUGCAGGAAUUCUUCCUAAAGAUAUUGCUUCAGGAGAUCUUUUGGAGACAUCUAUAAUCAUGAAAAGAUAUUGAUUCCUAUUCCUAAAUUUAGGUGUGAGUCCAAAAUAAUCUAUUUAAGAACUGCUAAAUGUUUCUUUAAUGCUAUAAAAAUUAAAGAUGUAGGUGUAGUGAUUGUAAUGAGGUCAGCCAGGUGGAUUUCAAAGAAAAUGAGUUCCCUGAUUGGGGCUGUUAAUCUGGUCCAAUCAGGGCUCCCUGGCUGACAGAUAUAAACAGGAGUAUCAAGGGUUCUGCUCAAUCUAGGAGCCAGCUCUGAGCUGGCUGGAUCAGUGUCAUGUACUAUGUACGUGUAAAUAAAGGGUGACUUAUUUCAGUAGGUUUAAUUGAGAGUUGAUGUUUCCCCACUUCCAGGCAUGUAGGCCAGCCUGGCAAAAUUUGAUCACAUCUUUAUGUAAUCCUGGCAAUAAAAAAUGGUUUAAUAUUUUAGCCUGUCUUCCUGAUACCCAAGUGACCUGCCAUUUGGAAUUUCAUGAACCAAUUGUAAAAUUUCAUUUGAGUACUCAGAUGGAGUUACUACCUGAUGGAUCAUUCCUCAGUGGCUGAUAUUUGACAUGGUCUCUUUUCCCUCAUGAAAUACUUUGUCUUUCAAAUAACAAAGCUCCAGUAUUGUUUCUGGUUUUAAUUUCUGAAUAAACUGUUAAUAUAAUUCUUAAUUCAGAGCACAUUUGUUGCAUUUCCAUUAAAGAAUACUGGCCAAACA